Messenger RNA from Bacillus rossius redtenbacheri, 2310 nucleotides. RefSeq names its product zinc finger protein OZF-like. The coding region runs from base 200 to 1636 and encodes 478 amino acids. Gene Ontology annotation, molecular function: zinc ion binding. The record is from RefSeq and is a predicted model, not a curated record. Gene Ontology annotation, cellular component: nucleus. The transcript has 4 exons. Lineage: Eukaryota; Metazoa; Arthropoda; Insecta; Phasmatodea; Bacillidae. Gene Ontology annotation, biological process: regulation of gene expression.
GAGCAUCUGGCCGGUGGUACUUCUUCCCGGCCCCCUCCCCAUUUCUUGUCAACACAAGGUGAUAUGGAUUGUCUGUACACAAAUGUAAUAAUGAACUUCUGUGUUAACAUUUCUAUGUUGCUGAACGGAUGGAAAACGUGACUAGAAAAUUGUGUGUUGCUUUGUUUGGCGAUCUGAUGCUUAUUCUUAACGUUUAGUGAUGGAAAACAUUCAAAGUAUUUCUUUUGAUUUCAACCAGAUUUGUCGAUUUUGUCUUUCUCAAGGCGGUGUUAUGUCCGCAAUUUUUGACGACGACGGUGGAGAAAGUAAUGGGAUUCCUCUGGCCUCCCGAAUAAUGUCGUGUGCUUCAGUCCAGUUGGACCAAGAUGACGGUCUGCCUGCACUCAUCUGCCAUAGCUGCCUCCAGCAGGCGGAAUUGGCAUUCCAGUUUCGACGCCAGUGUGAGCAAGCGGACGUUGCUUUGCGCCAGUUUUUGGGCAUCGGCUCGAACUUCAACUACAAAGAGAGGGGAACAAACGGAUACGCAACAGCAGAUGGCACUUCUAGCAAGAGUGGAAGCAGUGAUUGGAGCCAAAGCUGCAACGCGGAAGACGGAGACACGAGCCGGUUGCGACUGAAACUGAACGGAGAAGAGAUCUUGGUGGAGGAGCGAGACAUAGCAUCGGUGCUGGUGGUGGUAGACCCCCGAGUGCCGGACUAUGAUGCGAACGAGAAGCUGAGUGAGAAGAGGAGAGUGAGUGUGGCACGGCACGGCCGGCAGUUCCAGUGUGGCACGUGCAGCAAGAGAUUCUCGCAGAAGGCACACCUGACGCGCCACGAGCUGGUGCACUCGGGCAAGAAGCCGUUCCCUUGCACGGCGUGCAGCAAGUCCUUCGCAGAUGCUUCCACGCUUACAACACACUACCGCACGCACUCGGGGGAACGACCCUAUGCCUGUGACUCCUGCCCGAAGGCCUUCGUGAGCCGGUCGGACCUGCGCAAGCACUCGCUCGUGCACUCGGGCCUGAGGCCCUUCGCGUGUGGCGUGUGCUCCAAGACCUUCACGCGUGCCACCAACCUGCGCAAGCACGCGCGAGUGCACAGUGGGCAGCGGCCCUACUCGUGCGAGCAGUGCGCACGGACCUUCUCGUCCAAGGGGGACCUGGCCCGUCACGUACUGAUCCACUCGGGCCACCGGCCGCACGUGUGUUUGGUGUGUUGUGUGUCGUUCUCGCGCAGGGACAAGCUGGUGAGGCACAUGCGCAGGCACCAGCCGAGUGAGGCUCUGUUGGGCCAGCACCUGGGCGAGUUCGCACGCCUGGCCAACAGCCUGGAGGUGAAACAGGCGAAGGAGCCGACACGUCCGGAGCACCGCUGCGCGACCUGUGGCAAGGUGUUCCAGCAGCUGCGCGAGUUGGCACGUCACGUGAAGGUGCACACUGGAGACAAGCCCUUUGCGUGUGAGCUGUGCCCCAUGCGCUUCUCCCGCCGUGACAAGCUGGCCAGGCACAGCAAGGUGCACGGCGUGCGCGGGCCCGAGGCCCGCCUGCUGCGCUGCGAGCACUGCACGGCGUCCUACUACCGCAGAGACAAGCUGCUGAGGCACCAGCGCACGCACGUCCCCACCGACCGGCCUGCCGCGCCGUGCCGUGCCUGAGCCUCGUGUGUGAUUCUUGUUGCAUGGGAAUGUCAUCUCGUUUGUUUUGAGAUGCUCGUCUUCGUCUGUUUUCGACAUAUUUAUAUGUUUAUAUUUAUGUGUUUGUAAUUAUUUUUAUUUCGGUAAGUUCUCCUUUGUUUCAUAAUAAGAAACCUUUGCUAAAUUUAUGCAGUUCAUCAACAACAAAAUGUUUUAAAUCCUUUUGUGUUUAGUAGCACACCAGUGUAUCCAGUUUGCCAAGUAUGUAACAUAGCUUCCAAGUGGUUCUGUCUUAUCUGACCUGAUCUUGAACCUACUACCAACACAGCAUUAAGUAUGUAUCAGUAUUUUGCAUUCAGCAUUGAAAAAAAUUGAUAUAAAUAAGCAAGUUUUGAAUAAUGUAAGUACUAUGAAAGUUAAAGCUGUGUUAAAGCAUUAUAGAAAUAUAACUAUAUAAGUCUAUUUAAUUUGAAAUUAAUAAUGCAAAAAAAAAAAAUUUGUAUCAAUAGUUACCAGUAUUUUGAAGUUAAUGACAUUUUUCUAAGUUAGUAAAACAUCUUUUUUUGUGUUAGCAUACACUUUUAGUUCAUGACUGCUGUUAUAAAUGGUCUUGUAUUACAAAUCUGUUGUAUGUCUAUGUUACAGUUUAGCAGUAUUGCCAAACAAUUAAUAAAUAAUUUUUUUUAUAAAACAAA